This is a messenger RNA of Nerophis lumbriciformis (worm pipefish), 732 nucleotides long. NCBI's taxonomy places the organism in Eukaryota, Metazoa, Chordata, Actinopteri, Syngnathiformes, Syngnathidae. The record is from RefSeq and is a predicted model, not a curated record.
AUGCCUCCUAAAAGGCGAACCAUUACGCUAAAUGAAAAGCCAGCCAGCAGUGGCACGCCAACCCUGAAAGUCAAGAGGAAGUCCGGUUUGGAGAAAUUGCGUAAAUUGUCCAAGCAUCCCGUGACGAGCACCAUGGUGUCAGAAGCGCUUAAAAAGCUCGACUCCAGAAAGGGGGUCUCCAAACAGGCAAUCCUGAACUUCAUCAAACUUAAUUACCCGGCCGCGGACCCCUCUCGCCUCAACUACCAUGUCCGGAAAGCCCUAUUGAAAGGCCUGGAGAACGGCACCUUGGUUCGGCCUGCUAACUCCACUGUCACCUCGGGGCUUAACGGCAAAUUUCGGCUUGCAAAAACCAAGGAGACCAAAGCAAAAGCAGAGAAUGUGGAUCCAAAUGUGGAAAAGGCUCCAAAGAAACCAAAGACUAAAGCUGUUGGCACAAAGAAAACUGCAGCGGAGGAACCGAAAUCUCCAAAGAAAGAGGCUACAAAGGUUUCAAAGAAAUCCAAAAAAGAAGCUCCCCCCUCCAAGGUGGCGCCAGCAAAAAAGCUGAAAGCUAGUAUGGCUGCUGAGGCUGUUGACCUUGAAGAGAAUGUGAAGACUAAAGUGAAGCCCAAAGAGGUGGAGGCUGCAGAGAAGACUAAGCCCAAACCUAAGGCGGCCAAGAGUAAAGCUGAAAAAGAACCUGCACCGAAAGCUGCUGCUAAAAGAGGGAAGAGGAAGGAUAUAGAGUGA